Periophthalmus magnuspinnatus is the source of this 2034-nucleotide messenger RNA. RefSeq names its product FGGY carbohydrate kinase domain containing (gene fggy). The transcript has 16 exons. Gene Ontology annotation, molecular function: phosphotransferase activity, alcohol group as acceptor; kinase activity. The record is from RefSeq and is a predicted model, not a curated record. Lineage: Eukaryota; Metazoa; Chordata; Actinopteri; Gobiiformes; Gobiidae. Gene Ontology annotation, biological process: carbohydrate metabolic process. Bases 72 to 1715 code for a protein of 547 amino acids.
CAAAGUACACUUUUCAGAAACUUUAACCAUUAUCUUUGCCAUUAACCGUAGUCAUAGUCCGUAAAGCAGAGAUGUUUUACGUGGGAGUGGACGUGGGUACAGCGAGUGUGAGGGCAGCUCUUGUGACCAGAGAGGGUUUUCUCAAGAGUACAGCGGAAGAGCCCAUCAGCAUCUGGGAGCCUCAGUCCGACCACUAUGUCCAGUCCUCCUCUGAAAUCUGGGAAAAAUGCUGCAUUGUAGUCCAGAGGGUUGUCACUGGUGUUGAGAGGGGCCAGGUACGAGGCAUAGGAUUUGAUGCUACCUGCUCUCUUGUGGUUUUGGACCAGUGUUUUCAGCCCAUUUCUGUCUGUGACAGUGGAGACAGAGAUAAGAAUGUUAUAAUGUGGAUGGACCACCGAGCAGCAGAACAGGCUGUUCGUAUUACAAACACUGGUCACCAGGUUCUGAGUCGAGUUGGAGGGGUCAUGUCUCCAGAGAUGCAGCCCCCUAAACUCCUGUGGCUCAAAGAGAAUCUGAGAGAAAGUUGCUGGAACAAAGCAGCACAUUUCUUUGACCUUCCAGACUUCCUGUCUUGGAAAGCAACAGGCUCAUUGACUAGGUCUUUAUGCACUUUGGUGUGUAAAUGGACAUAUUGUCCCCCCGGUGGAUGGGAUGAUAGUUUUUGGACUACUAUUGAACUUGGUGACCUCUUGGAAAGCAACUACUCUAAAAUUGGUAAUGUGACCUGCCCCCCUGGCAGUGCACUAGGGCAGGGCCUGACAGCAGAGGCUGCUGCUGAUUUGGGUUUGGAUCCAGGAACUGCAGUUGGUGCUUCUCUUAUUGAUGCCCAUGCUGGAGGAUUAGGUGUUAUAGGUGCAGAUGUCAGAGGCUUUAACUUACCAUGUGAUUGCCAGCCUAUCACUUCACGAAUGGCUAUGAUCUGUGGGACAUCAACCUGUCACAUGGCAAUUAGCCAUAAACCUCUGUUUGUGCCUGGUGUUUGGGGACCUUGUUUGUCUGCAAUGGUGCCAGGUUUUUGGCUAAAUGAAGGAGGCCAGAGUGCAACAGGAAGACUGGUCGAACACAUGGUGAAGGGCCAUGCUGCUUACACUCAGCUUCAAGAGCAGGCAAAACAAAAGUGUCCUUGUACUGGGGAGAACGUCUACUCAUACUUAAACAGUCUUUUGAACACUAUGAAUGGCCCUACCUCUCCAGUUGACCUGCUCACUUCCUCUUUACAUGUAUGGCCUGACUUUCAUGGAAAUAGGUCACCACUGGCAGACCCAUCAUUAAAGGGAAUGGUUGUUGGACUCACAUGUUCCCAAACGCUUGAAGAUCUGGUAUUACUCUAUCUAGCGACUGUACAAGCUCUAGCUCUUGGUACAUUACAUAUUCUUGAAGCGAUGAAAGAGGCUGGUCAUGACAUCAAAACAAUUUUCUUUUGUGGGGGUCUCAGUAAAAAUCCACUUUACGUUAAGGUCCAUGCAAAUGCAACAGGACUGCCUGUGGUGUUGCCAGACCAGAUGGAGGCAGUGUUGGUGGGAGCAGCAGUUCUUGGUGCCUGCGCUUCUCAAGACUAUAGUUCAAUACAGGAGGCCAUGGGUAAAAUGGCUAAAGUGGGUAGUGUUGUUUGGCCUGACGAUGAAGUAAAGAGCUUCUAUAAAAGAAAGUACAGUGUGUUUCUGCGCCUUUUCGACCACCAGAGGGAGUACCAGGCUCUCAUGAAUCCAAGAUGACACAGACCAUGUGACGUACAAUUUGGAGAUGGAUAAUUUACUCACUGGAAACAUAAAUGACUGAAAAGCCAAUGUGCAUUUAGUUUCCUUUUUCCACUUUGCUGUUGAAUAGGGAAAUAAUAUUUUUUGAUAAUCUGAAGAUUAGGUGAGACUGUGAUUGUAUCUAUACAAUAUGCAUACAAAGAUUAAAACAUAGUACUAACCCCAACAAGGAUAUUACAGACUGUAUUCAUUCGUAGAAAGUUUUUUUUUUUUUUUUUUACUAAUGACUCAAAACAAACAACCUUCUGUUACACUAUUGCAAAAUACAAAUAUUUUC